Molecule: messenger RNA, 2263 nt
Organism: Galeopterus variegatus (Sunda flying lemur)
Lineage: Eukaryota; Metazoa; Chordata; Mammalia; Dermoptera; Cynocephalidae
Source: RefSeq, a predicted model, not a curated record
AUGGCCUGGCAGGACCGGAGCUGGGUCGUGGGCGUUAAGCCCCAGGAUCACGGAAUUGUCUCCUACCCGAUGAAACACUCAGGAAAGCUGGACACAGCUGGUUCCAGCUCCUUCGAAUCUCAUUCCCGGGCACAGGCUGCUCAUGUUACUGACAAGGAAUCACAGAAAGCAGAGCUGUGGGUUAAACUACCAGCAUUUCUGUACAGUCAGGUCCUGGAGGAGGAGAAGACUUUCACAGAAGAGGCUGUUGAUAACGCAGCUGUACCAACAGGCAACAGGCACAGGAGGCCCAGUAAUUACUCCUCAGGCUUUCGGCCCAGAGUCAGGGAACAGGAACGAAGACCUGCCGGCCUGCCCAGUUCAUCAGACGCAGCGCUGCCUUCUGCAGGAGGCUUAGCUCCUGCCACCCUGAACCAGGGCUCUGCAGCCCAGGCAAGCUGGUGAUGUCUCUUUUCCCACCAGGGGUGCAGCUCACUGUGUGCAGCCCAGACACCCUCUGGCCCCUCACCUGGAGGUCCUGGCACUGUUCUUUGUCCCCCAACCAUCUCCAGAGUCCUUCCUUCCUCAGCCUGGCUCCUCAGUGCAAGCACCAGCCUCUGUUCAGGUGUGGCUCUCCACUCCAGAAGCAUCUUCUGGGCUUGGCCUGUAACAGAUGGCAAAGGGCUGGAUGUGCAACUCCUAGGACCUGCCAAGGGUCCCCCCUCCCCCCCGCCCACCCCACUCCUACUGGCCAGGAGGCCUCCCAGAAGGGGCGUGGCUUACAGCCAGGUUGCAACCCCAAAGGCAAUAACUGUCUUGAGUUUUCCUCGGUGUUUCACUCCUGACGAUACCGCGCACUCCGGGCCUUUUCCCCAGCCUGGAGGCUGUGACUCAGCAGACACGGGCUGUUUCCAGAAGCAGGCGCCUGCUUAUGAGCAAGGUCUAUUGUCACGAACAAUUUUCAAAAUAUUGUGCAUUAUUUCAUUAAAGCUAAUGUUAAAUAUUUGCUGUUCAGAUUGGCGUCUGUGCUAAUUUUGCACAAUUGUAGCACUGUAUAUUUUAUCUAGCAUUUCUGUGCCAAAAAGUUCAUUUUAAUGUUUUGGUAACCCACAGUCUUGACUAUGUUUCUAAAACAGAACUGCUACUGGAUCGAUAAGAACGAAGGUGGAGCACGGAAGGUGUCCUGGCCCCAAACCACCCAGAUCCCAGUUACUAACGCACCUGCGCAGUUCCCCUCUAAUGUUUCUCUUUAGCCGUGAGCCUCCGCCAUGUCAUGGGCCUGCUUUUGGCAGCUCUAAAUUCUGUCAUGGAGCCCUUACUUUUUGUCCCUAAAUUUGAACGACCAACUUGAAUGGGCUUCCCUACCCCCAAAGUUUUUAGGGACAUGAAAUAAAAAUCUGGUUUUUCUAAAUAAAAGAUGGUUGAGCCAGUAACAUGGAUAAACAUUCCACUAGUAGAUGCUAGAUUCACUGGUAUUUUGAGGUCCAGGGGUUCAUUUCUUACUGGUACGUAAAUGUUUUUCCAUCCUCAUUGGAAGACCGCUACCCGACUCGCCUCAGCUCCACCUUCCCCUUCAAUUAAUUUAAAUGAACCUUGAACUUGCUCAGUUUCCUGCCUUCGUGAUCUGCAAGGGGAAAGCCUGCUUGUUCACUGUUGAGGAUUCUUUUCACCGUCAGCAUAGGGCAGAGAGGGCGUGCCCUCGCAAGAAUUAGGACUGAGGACACACAAUGGCAGACAGCACAUCUGCAGCCAGAGUCACUAAGCACACAAGGGAUGAGCCCAGAGACCAUGAAUUUCCAGGAGUGGGGAGGGAGCCAAUUAAUUAGGAUUUUUAUGAUCUAGGAUUCAUUCUAGAAAGAAUGUCUUUACCUCUGCAGCCCUUAGGUAGGUCGCUUUACUAAACUCAUCCACACAGACUUCUUGGAGUGAGUCUUUUGAAUGCGGGAGUGAUGGAAUCCCAGCUUUGAGGCUCCUGGCCAGAGUUUCCCAUGGUUGGUCCCAGUGAGCCGGCUGCCAGGGGGUCAGAAGGCCACGGACCUAGAGUCUGAGGUAGUCUGUCUGUAAACAAGGCCUAGAGGUCGCAGAUACGCUCAAACAUGUAGUAUUAACUACCGUCUUGCGUUAAGGUUUACACGAUAGGAUUUUUAAACAAAUGUGUUUAAUUUUCUAAGCUCUCUUGUAUUAAAAUUUUCUUUUGGAAUAAGCUGUGGUAAUUUUGUUACAAUCCGGUUGAGAUAAACCUCUUUACAAUAACAAAAUAAAAAUGGACACAUUUUAUAAGUUA